Messenger RNA from Entelurus aequoreus (snake pipefish), 1701 nucleotides. RefSeq lists its product as uncharacterized. Bases 340 to 1308 code for a protein of 322 amino acids. The record is from RefSeq and is a predicted model, not a curated record. Gene Ontology annotation, molecular function: catalytic activity. The transcript is spliced from 3 exons. Lineage: Eukaryota; Metazoa; Chordata; Actinopteri; Syngnathiformes; Syngnathidae.
GGGCAGCAACAGGCAAAGACAUACUCAAAAACAAGACUCAACAGGAAGCAGCAAAGUAAAAAGACAUGAAGAGAAAACAUGGCACACUUGGGCAGGAAGUGGAAGCAAGGGUGUGAUGAGAGAAGCACAGGAGCUGGUUUCAGACACUUUCGAUCGGUCAUCGGCGGAGCGAGGUGGCGCCGGGUCGUCUUGGGGGUCCCUUCCCGGCUCGGAGAGACCCACAUGCCCGACCAACGUCGAGGGGGCCCUUGAAUCCACAAUUUUUCGACAAUUCUGGAUGUGGAUGGAUCGGGUCGUUAUAGACUGAAAGAUGCAUGUACGGUGGACCUCCUCGCUAGCAUGGGAAUACUUCGUGGGCUACAUCGAGCGGCCUUUGUAGCAGCGGAGUCAAGUGCUAGCGGUGACCGCCAAUGGAGACGACAUAAGCGGUGCGAGCGGAAGCAGAAGCGGGGAUGCCGAGCAGGGCUAACAACAAAGAGAAAAGCUAACCAAAGAAGCGUGGAGUCUCCGGGUAAGAAGCCAUUUAAACUAGAACUAGCCGGCGUCAGGCUGGAUAAUCCCUGCACACAUAGCAAUUCUCUUAGAAUAAAACACAACUCACAUAAUGUUUUUUCUUUUGUGACCGUGUCAGAGGCAGACAUACAUUGUACUGAGGUAGCUAACUAUGAUGCGUUCAGUUUAUCGCAACAUCAAGCAAACAAUCUGAAUAUCCCAGUCGUAUCAAUUCCUAGAUAUGGUCGAAACUAUUUAAAGUGCAAUACGCAUAAUAAACACAACAUUAUUAAUAUUGCUACUUCGGAUAAUUUCAACAAACAAUCCUCAAAACAGCCCUCUACCUAUAAUAUGGGCUUUUUAAACAUAAGAUCAUUACCUUCCAAAACGUUAUUAGUUAAUGAAGUCAUUAGAGACAACAAACUUGACGUCGUUGGUCUCGCCGAGACCUGGCUCAAACCAGACGAUUUUUUUGCGCUAAAUGAGGCAUCUCCUCCUGGCUAUACCAAUACACAUGUUGCCCGACCUCUUAAAAGGGGAGGGGGUGUCGCACUAAUAUACAAUGAAAACUAUAAUCUUACACCUAACCUAAAUAAUAAAUAUAACUCGUUUGAGGUGCUCACUUUGAGGUUUGUCACACCGCUGCCUCUCCACCUGGCUGUUAUCUACCGCCCCCCUGGGCCCUAUUCGGACUUCAUCAGUGAAUUCUCAGAGUUUGUUGCUGAUCUAGUGACGCACGCCGACAAUAUAAUCAUAAUGGGGGACUUUAAUAUCCAUAUGAAUACCCCAUCGGACCCUCCAUGCGUGGCGCUCUAGACUAUAAUUGAUAGCUGUGGUCUUACACAAAUAAUAAAUGAACCCACGCAUCGCAACGGUAAUACGAUAGAUCUAGUGCUUGUCAGGGGUGUCACCAUCUCUAAAGUUACGAUACUCCCGUACACUAAAGUAAUGUCCGAUCAUUACCUUAUCAAAUUCGAAGUUCUGACUCAUUGUCAACAAACUAAUAAUAAUAAUAAUAACUACUAUAGCAGCCGCAACAUUAAUGCUGCCACAACGACGACUCUUACUGGGUUCUAUUAACACAGAUACGACUGUAUAUACGACGGAUACCGCCCUCCAAAAUAGUUUCUCUCUCUUUGAUGAAAUAACAUUGGAGGAAUUGUCAAAAUGUGUAAAUGGGACAAAACAAACAACAUGUUUACUUGACCC